AUGACAUUGCCAAGGAAACAGCUAGGGAUCCUCUCUUUUCACGCCUAUACUGGUAUAUUCUGGAAGGAUGACCUCCGUGUAUCUCCGGAUGCUGAACCGUUUGCUGCCCGACAAACUGAACUCACAGUGCUUAGCGACUGUAUUGUCUGGGGGAUGCGAACGGUGAUACCGAAGAAGUUCAGGUCUAAGGUCCUAGAUGUCUUGCAUUCCGGUCACACCGGCCAGACGAAGGUGAAGAUGCUUGCCCGGUCUUACGUGUGGUGGCCGAAGAUAGACAAGGACAUUGAGACCUUAUGCCGUAGUUGUGAAGAAUGUGCAGAGUUCAGUGAACAAAAGCGGCCUGUUCCUCUCCACCAAUGGGAGCCUCCAGCUGGACAAUGGGUUCGCGUUCAUUGUGACUUCGCUGAAUUCAAACAUCAGCAUUUCCUCAUCACUAUCGACGCCUACAGCAAAUGGCCUGAGGUGGCGUACAUGCCGACAACUUCUGCCUCCGCCACCACGACAUCGCUGCAAGACACCUUCGUCUGCCAAGGGUUUCCUGAGCAGCUGGUUACAGAUAAUGGACCCCAAUUCACCAGCCAGACCUUCAAGGACUUUGUAACAAAGCAUGGCAUUCAACACGUCCUUACACCGCCUUACCACCCAAAGUCAAACGGACAAGCAGAAAACUUCGUCCGCACGUUUACGUCCGCCUUGCGGAGGGGAGGAACAACCAAGGACGGAAUUCAAAAGUUCCUGACGGAGUACCGCGUCACCCCACAUGCAACGACAGGCAAAUCUCCAUCUAUGCUCCUCAUGGGAAGACAAAUCAGAACGGCUAUUGACAUCUUGCGACCCACCUUAGACACACAUCGCCUACAUGCUGCGACCAACCAGAAACGGAAUUACGACCGGAGUGUGCAGGACAGACUUUUUGAGGUUGGCCAACAAGUUUGGGCUGCUGAUCCGAUGGACAGGCGACGCUGGGUUAAGGGAUCCAUAACCGGUAAAGUGGGCACGGUCAUCUACGAGGUCCAAUUCGCUGGUGGCCGGCGACGCAGAGUUCAUGCCGACCACUUGAAGACUCGCCUGACAGCCGAUAGCUCCGAACCGUCACAGACCCUUCCCUGGCCGGAGCCAGAGACGUCAUUGGCACCAGCCCAACCUACACAAGUGCACGGCGACUCUCCCAGACCACCACCGGCACGCUAUCCCAAAGGAGACCGGAGAGAUCCGUCCCGCUACGUUCCGUCUUGA
Molecule: messenger RNA, 1236 nt
Organism: Ornithodoros turicata
Lineage: Eukaryota; Metazoa; Arthropoda; Arachnida; Ixodida; Argasidae
Exons: 1
Coding region: 1-1236 (411 amino acids)
Biological process (GO): DNA integration
Molecular function (GO): nucleic acid binding
Source: RefSeq, a predicted model, not a curated record